Molecule: messenger RNA, 2114 nt
Organism: Hyla sarda
Lineage: Eukaryota; Metazoa; Chordata; Amphibia; Anura; Hylidae
Exons: 11
Coding region: 107-853 (248 amino acids)
Biological process (GO): signal transduction
Molecular function (GO): protein binding
Source: RefSeq, a predicted model, not a curated record
AAAGAUUUAAUGGUGAAGACAGUGAUGUCAUGGUUCAGGAAUAAUGCUCGUAGUCAUGUCAGAGUACAGAGUUAAUAAACAUAGUUAUGUCACAGUAUGGCGAUAAAUGCAGUUAUGUCACACAGAUACAUUCUUCAUAAUGAACAACAGGAGAGCAAUUCCGUGGGAAAACACAAGUAGCCCUGAAGACACACAAUGCAAAUGUUCUUGCAGAAGCCCACUGGAAUCACCACAAACUCUUAUAACUCUUCCAUCCACUAUAGCUAUGAAUGACCUAAAUAUUAAUGGUGAUGAUGGGCCAGGAGCUCUUUCAGAUACAGCUUCCACAGAAGAAGAAAUUAAAUCAUUUAUAGAAAAUAAUAUAAAGGCCCUUUCAGUCCUAAUAGCCAAGGGAUGUCAGCACAUCAACAAGCCCAUGGAAGACGCUCAACACCCCUUACAGACCAGAGGUUUGAGGGAACUCAAAACUGAAUUUGCAUUAAAGAUGGAGCAGCUAAAACGAGUAGUAGAAGAUCUUUCAGCUAAUGAUACUCCAAAUGAUUUUACCAAAGAUGAACUCUACAGCUUGAUAAGAGGAAUAAAAGAUGAAGACUGGAUUCACCUGAUGAGAAUUCUUAUCAAUGAGACAGAGAUUGAGACGUGUGAAAGACACUACUCCAAUAGACGGGAGCAGAAAUACCAAAUGCUGCAGAUCUGGCUCCACAAAGAAGCCGUGAAGAACCACAGAGGCCAGCUCACAUAUGCUUUAGGGCUCAUCGAAUAUGAGCAACUUGCUGCAACGUUUAGUAGUAGGUCCACCCGAUCUGCUCCUCCACAUUUCCUCCAAGUAUGUUCACACACAAAUACUUUUUAGACACCAAAUGAAAAAAUUUUGCACUUGCAGUUUCCCAAAAUAGAUCUCCACCAGAAUGAAGAAAAAUAUAUAAUGGUCAAACCAGAAGACAUUUGCACAACUUAAUGGUUUGUGAUGCACUGACGUACAAGCAUAGACAGGAAUGGUGCUAUUUCUGGGGGAAAAACAAUAUGAAGGACAUUAAUCAUUGUAUUUACAUAAUUUUUUCAUGUAUAAAUGUGUCGCAAAUUGUGUAAAAAUAUUAGCUUUUUUUUUUUUUUUUUACUUCAGGCCUUUUGCCAAAUGUGUGUUACUUUUGCAGUGGUUACUGAUUUUUCAUAUGCAACUUUUUUUGUAAAAAAAAAAGGCAAACAAAUUACAGCAACAGCGAAGAAUGGGGGAAGAACACAUGAGGUACGCACAGAUAAAUGGACAUACAGUGGUACAUUUUCCCCUUAUAUCUUAUACUCACUUAAUGGUGUUUCUGCAUUAACACUUUCAGUGCUUACAAAUGGCCAUUUCUAUUAUCACAUCUAAGCAUCAGAAGAUAAGUAGUGUUGAGCGGCAUAGGCCAUAUUCGAAUUCGCGAAUAUUCGCGAAUAUAUGGACGAAUAUUCGUCAUAUAUUCGCGAAUAUUCGCAUAUUCGUUAUAUUCUCGUUUAUUUUCGCAUAUGCGACAAUUUACAUAUGUGAAUAAUAACAUAUACAAAAUUAGCAUACGCGAAGAUUCGCAUAUGCGAAAAUUUGCAUAUGCUCAUUUUCGUAUAUGCGAAUUUUCGCACGCCAGUCUCACACAGUAGUAUUAGAGCCUUCUUUACACCACACAAGCUGGAAGCAGAGAGGGGUGAUCACUGUGAUGUGUACUGUGAGAAAAAAAAAAAAAAAACGAAUAUUCGUAAUUACGAAUAUAUAGCGAUAUAUUCGCGAAAUUCGCGAAUUCGCGAAUAUGCGAUAUUCGCGAAUAAUAUUCGAAUUGCGAAUAUUCGUGAGCAACACUAAAGAUAAGUAAAAAUUGGAAAUUUCAGUCCAACUUCCCAUAUACAAUCACAUUAUUUCCUCCCUCAGUUAUAAACAUUCCUCUAUGUUCCAUGUCAUUUUACUGGGUUGUUAUUUACGUUAUUGUACAUUAGUCUUUUGAAACCUUCUAUUGUAUCAUAUAAGUUUUUGGACUUAAAGGAGAAGUAUCAUGGAAGAAAACUUAUCCCCUAUCCUUCGGAUAGGGGAUAAGUUUUAGAUCGCAGGGGAUCCCAGCACUGGGGCCCCCCGCGAUCUCCUGUUUGGA